Cercospora beticola is the source of this 5570-nucleotide messenger RNA. Its product is annotated as serine/threonine-protein kinase. Lineage: Eukaryota; Fungi; Ascomycota; Dothideomycetes; Mycosphaerellales; Mycosphaerellaceae. The record is from RefSeq and is a predicted model, not a curated record. Gene Ontology annotation, molecular function: ATP binding; protein serine/threonine kinase activity. Gene Ontology annotation, cellular component: cytoplasm. Gene Ontology annotation, biological process: intracellular signal transduction; protein phosphorylation.
UGUAGAGGAGCACCUGGCUCGUCGCCGCGCUGCGAGAACCCUCAUAACUCCGCCGGCCUUACUACUCCCCUACCGCGCCUCGAGUCAGUGAAUCUCUUAUCAGCAACACCCACCCACCGCGACGCCGCCCGCAAACGUCGCCGUCCCACCGCAGAGGCGCGCCGUACGACACUGCCUGACGCACCAGCCCGUCACCGUGAAGCCCUGCGAAACCCCGGCACUCAACAAAACUCGCCCGCCAAGCACGGGCGUCUACGAUGAUAAGGCGACGGCGCCCAUCAGCCAUCUGAAGCAGGCCGUUCAAUGUCUAGCAGAAGCAAGUGCGGGUAGACUGUUUGCUGGAGGGUCGAUCUGCGCACAGCGACCCGGCUCCGCGAGCGCCUGCGUUGAGGAUGUCCUCCGAUUCCGCGCCCAAGAACAACGAAGAGGAUGGCACGCUCGUGCUGGAAGCACAUGGACAGAAUGGCGGAAGCAGCGAUAUGGAGACUCCGCGCUCCGAGGCUCCUCCCCCCGCUGUCAACGUCACCACACCGCGAACGACGGAAGCGACGACGAUGCACGCGACCAAUGGAGUGGCCGUGAACGAUUACUUCACCCCGCAGCCCACCGCCGCACCCGACCAGAGACCGCGAAGCCCACGAGCACCCAACAGCCCGCAUGCCUCGACGGCUGUCAGCACUAGCUCCACCGACGCCACCGCUCCAGGCUACGUCCAAGGUCUCGGAUCACUGUCGCUGCCGCAGCCCCAGCUAUCUCCCCGCCCGACGCCUCAGCAAAAGGCGUCCAGUUUGAGCAUCGAGAGCACCGACAGUGCGGCAACGGUCAAGCCAGCUCGUCCAGUCUUGAAGUCUCUGGGCCCCACGUAUCCCGAUCAGACCUUCGCCGCCCUACACAAUCAAUAUCACGGGACCUAUUACACCCCAUCUCACCUGCGGGGAAGGGGUCCAGGACUGUACUCGCCCGUGGCCAACUUUGCAACGGCAAUAGCAUCGCAUCACCAGAGCACGUCCCGGUCGGCGACCAACUCACCCCUCGUGACUCCCAACUUCGGCCUGUUCAGUAAUGCUGGUCCGCCGUCGGCGCCCGCCUUCCAUUCCGACUCCUCGUCGGCAACGUAUCCGAGUCCGUUUCUGCAUCAUACGCAGAGGCAUGUUCCGAAAGAAACGCAUGUCGCAGACGUUGAUGUGGACCCCAUCUCGGGUCGCAAGCUCAUCAAUCAUUACGAGAUUAUGGACGAGCUCGGCAGAGGGACACAUGGCAAAGUCAAACUUGGUCGCGACCUGCAUUCUAACGGAACCUACGUGGCAAUCAAGAUUGUGGAGCGCUUUUCCAAGAGACGAAAGCUGGGCCGCCUUGGUACUACCGAGGACAAGGUCAAGAAAGAGGUCGCCAUCUUGAAAAAGGCCCGCCAUCCCAACGUGGUAGCCUUGCUCGAAGUCAUUGAUGACCCAACCCGCAAGAAAGUGUACAUUGUGCUCGAAUGGGUCGAGAAGGGCGAGAUCAAUUGGAGGAAAAAGGCACCGAAAGAGAUCGCAAUGGUGGAGGCGCGACGGUAUGAGAGAGAAAGCCGUGAAGCGAAGACCGGAAAGCACGAUGAAGUCCUAGCAGCGCAGGACCGAGCCGUCCUGGAGGAGGCCAAGAAACGUCUCGAUAAACAGAGGAGACGACAGCUGCGAACGUUCCGACGUAUGCGGCGAGGAGCAGACGAGGCCCCGGAGGCUUGGAGCAUUGAGCUGGCUGGCGAUGAGAUGAGCGAGGAGUCCGAAGAGGAUCGAUUAUCGCGCAUCUCGUCCAUCACGGGCGAGAUGAGCGCACCGCUCGCGCAACAAGCGUCACAACAGCCGAAACAGUGGCUAGACACUGGUGCAGAAACCAUGUCACCUGUGAGCGAAGCGCAGCCACCUUCACGUAAUGUGGAGUUCGACUUGAGCGGCUUGGAGGGCACCAUGUACGGGCCGUACGACCCAAUCUCUGGUCCAUCCUCUCGAGAUGCCAGUCUGCCAAAUAGUCUACGAGGCUCGCAACAUGGCAGCGUAGAAGGAUUGUCGGACUUGGCUCACGAGGUCCUGGACUCCGAUCUUGAUACCGAGCUGGAGUACGUUCCGAUCAUGACGAUUGACCAGAUCCGCUGCGCUUUUAGGGACACCGUACUCGGACUCUUGUACUUGCAUUAUCAGGGCAUCAUCCAUCGCGAUAUCAAGCCACCCAAUCUUCUCGCCUCUCACGACAACCGCGUGAAGAUCUCUGAUUUUGGUGUCUCAUACCUUGGCCGACCUGUGCACAAUGGCGAGGGCGAGGAUGUCAGCGAGGCAGAGGCCACAGACCUGGACGACGAAGCGAAAGAGCUAGCCAAGACUGUAGGCACGCCUGCAUUCUACGCGCCUGAGCUCUGCUCAACCGACCCUUUGGAUGAGCCGCUGCCCGUGACCAAAGCCAUCGACAUCUGGGCUCUGGGUAUCACGCUGUUCUGUAUGCUCUUCGCUCGUACUCCUUUUGUCGAUAGUGAGUACGUUGUGAUGAGAAGCAUUGCAGAGGAGGAAGUGUAUAUUCCGGCCCAGCGACUUCUCCCAGUGGAUAGCAAGCCCAAGUCUCGGCCAUCAUCGCACGGAAGGGGCUACUCGCCUCAAUGGAAUCGCAAACGCGACGAGCUAGAAUUCGUCUAUGAGGAUCUGGGCGAGGACCUGCUAGAUUUGUUACACAGGCUGCUCAUCAAGGAUCCACGCAAGCGCAUCACGCUGGAUGAAAUUCGCUACCAUCCUUGGGUGAUUGCGGACAUCCACAACAAACCCAGAUGGUUCGAGGAGUCUGACCCUGCACACCAACUGGGACACAGGAAGAUCGAGAUCACGAACGAAGAACUCAAGACGGCCGUCGUGCCUCUCAACUUGUUGGAUCGCGCCAAAUCGGCGGUGACGAAGAUUGGAACAACAAUUGCGGACACCAUUACAGGAAGGACAAGAGCGCGUGGCCAAUCGAAUGCUGGCUCGCCAGUGCCCUCUGCACACUCAUCUAGUAGUACCAUCAGCCAGGACGCUCGGCGGCAAAGUCUUCGUGGCCAUGAAGACCUUCUCUCGGCCUUGAAGGCAUCGCAACACGGCGAGCAUCCACUGUCUAAGAGUGUGGCUGCCAGCCCGGAGCAACAGAAGCACGAUAAGAUCAUUCCACGGCUGAAUGGUAGCAGUGACGCGAGCAAUCGCCUCACUCGGACGACUUCUCGUCCAAGUCCGCCGCACCGUGCCAUGACUGUAGCAUCUGCUGCAGAUUCCAUGCGCACGGUGACGGAGUCCAGCUAUCGCAGAGGAAUCAAAGAAGAAUCGCGACCGCCUUCGCCUGGUCUACCUGGAACGCCAACCGCACUCGCGACACCUGGCGGCAGUCACUUGGGCGGCCUUCUCGGAGGCACUGCGCGCAUCAUAGAGCGUGUCCGUGCGAAAAGUAGACAGAGGUCAUUGAACCGGCGAGGCAUCUCCAGUGAGCGUGGCUCUGAUCGAGGGUCGGUGCAAGGCUCCGACCCGCACGCCGAAGCAAGUGUGGCUGUGAGUGGUGCUACAGCAUCAGGUCACGUACAGCAGCCCGAAUCUCUUCGCGGCGAAUCCACCCCUCAAUCAAGCGCACACAACAGCCCCGCAUCUUCGCGCCCUCAGUCAGUGACUUCGGACCACCAACACUUGCAGCCAGGAACUGGAAUACUGUCUCGCUUGAGCUCUAGUAGUUCUAUCGCCUCGGCUGGACGGCUUGAGGCCUAUCGUAAUAUCUCACGGCCUGCAUCGGGCAAUCGGCAAGCGAUCGAGUCUACGCCAGAAGAGUGGCAACGUGCACAUCAGGAACACAUUAGGAAGCGAAUCAACGAGCACAAUGAGCAACAACAAGCCGACAGGUCGGAUAUCACUGCACCGGGCAGGAGAAGCUCACCAAGCCCUUUCGAUGGCAGGACAUGUCCAACAAGUCCAGAUGACCACAAUCGAACACGACAAAACUCCCAAGUGCCAUCACUUACCGAAUUAUCCACGCCUGCAACACCUGAUGAAUCCGCAAGUCCUCAUGGAGCUACCAGUCAGCUGCCUCCCGCUCUUAUGUCCAGCUCUUCUGAUCUUGGCUCGGCAGUCUCGAUGUCGAUUAGUAAUCCAUCGAUUCCUUCGGUCUUGUCUGAAGCUUCAUCUGUCGAGCCCGGAGAGCCAGACGUCGAUACAGACCGGAAGGAGUCGUCAGAUGAUACUCUGAAUCCCAACCAGCAAGAUAUACCCAACGGAGAUCGCUACGAUGAAGGCUAUACUCCAGAUGAGGAGGCGACUACCACCAGUGACGGCGAGGAUGAAUUUGACUCAGACUCUGAUAGUGACGGAGGCCUUGUCAUGUCUCGUCGGAAGUCGCCCGCAAAGGCUCUGCCGAUUCAGAAGGAACGACGUGGCACUGGCCAUUCUCAUCGCUCGAGGAAGUCCUCCCGAAGUGGUUCUAAUAACACCAUGAAGAAGGUCAAAACGCGCGACAGCAGUGACGAGCAAAGUCGACGAUCGCUCGACAUUAAAGAGGAGUGAUGCUCGAAUCAGCAGCAUCUCUCAAUUACAACCUUUUAACUACAUGACCUUUCGAUCACGACUUUAUGACAUGAAGGCUGGCCGAGCAUAUGUCAAGAAUGAAAAAACAUAUGACGGCACACAUACCAAAACAAACGACCUUCCCAUCGAGAGUCACUGCACUCAUACUCUGCUCUACUUCGCUUCUUGUUUAUGGUUGCGAUACCCCCUUGGAAGCAUUUUGGCAUUUUGGAAUGAGCGUUAACGCACACAGCAUACUUUUCGGAUGCAUCGUCCGGAGGCAGAGAGCAGAACAUGUAUCUUGCAUAGGCUCGCAUUCUACUGCUUUCGUGUGCUUCUGAAUUUUGGAGUUCUGAGCGUUUGUCUUUGCUGCUGCUGCAUACUGAUAGAAGUAUUGAGAGGGAAGAGGCAAGGGGGAAGGGCUCGAGGCUGGGAAUUGGCAUGACUGGACAAUUUCCGCCGAACUUUUCAAGAGCUGCAUAUUUCUGCAUUUUGGGGAGAAGAGAAAAUGAAAAUCCCGUGGAGGACGGGCAAAAAAUCUGGGAGGUUCGCCAUUGUAUGUGUACGGAAGGAAGAUGGAUACCCGAUCGAUACCCACCACGCUCUUCUCAACUCAAAUCUUUCAUCUACGAUUCUCAUGUGGCAACAAAGUAUAUUACGAUUGAGAUUGUGGACGCUCUCGAGCGAUGGUCAAGCGCACCAAUGUAUGAAAUUGACGGAUUGUAUAGCAUACGGACGGGUCGCGCCUGGUUUUGCGGAAUGAUUUCGGAGUCCAACUCAUCUGCAUGGGUACUUGAGCUUGACUGUGUAUGAAAUGUUGCUGCUGUGUAUAGAAGACCAGGAGAAAGCGCCGUUUCUGGAGAAGAGGCGAAGACUUUGAGUUCGACGUCGAUAAUGAUCCGAAGUUUCAUCCUCUCCUGCUUUCUUCCUACACGCGGGAUGUAGUUGACUUUUGGCAUCGUGCGCAGAGAACGGACUUGCAGCAUUUUUUUGGGGUGGCUGUUGUGUAUGUAUAAAUAUCAAUGAGAGUUUAUG